AUGCCCGGUAUGGAGCAGCUGCAGCCCGACGACGACCCGGACAUUCAAGAGUUUCUGAACGAAUUUGGAAGGCAAAGAGCUCCACCGACUUGGCGAUCAGGGCGAGUUGGCCCCGCCAAUGAUCGUGAAGUCCCUUAUGUAUCGGAGAAAACUCUGCGUACAAAGCUUGACGUAGGCAGAGUGCAAAAACUCCUUAAUGCUCUAUACAAAACUUGGGAAAAACCAACCCCAAAGGCCGAUUUCAUUCGGAAACACUGUCUUCGAACAUUUGCGAUACUUCUCACCAUUGGACAUGGACGGAUGAUAUAUGUUUUCGCAAAGCAUCCCAAUCUCCAAGAUCAACAUCUCCCAUACCUUAAAGAGCCUCUAAACUUCCCUACCUCUACCCAUGUCAACCUUUUUUCCCGAUUUUACGAAGCGCAAUGGGCAUUCUGCGUGCAAACUAUGAGGUACGACAUGGGCUACCGUAUAUCACAAGACACAAUACUACCAAUUCUUGCAAUGAAUGCGGUCUAUGAAGAGGGAGGAAGUGCAACAAUGUACAAGAUCCAGGUUGAUGAGGACUGCAACGAGUUACAGCCGGCAGAUGAUUUUGACCGGCAAACCAAUCAUCGACACCGUCAUACCUUUGCCCUGAAAACAUACCGUACGGAUGAUGCGAGGAAGUAUUAUGAGACCGAAAGUGACGCUUUCAAGCAUCUCAGAUUUAAUAACAGGCCUCCUCAAAACAUCAUCGCAUUCUACGGCGGGUUUGAAAGAGACAAUAUGUACAACAUCAUUCUAGAAUACGCAGACGGGGGCACUUUAGAAGAUUUCAUUGCUCGCACUCCCAGUCCACCCAAUGCAGAACAAUUGUGGGUGUUCUGGAAUCAGUUUUUCAACGUCUUAAAUGGCUUAGCCACUAUCCACGGGGAAAGGUCGGAGGACGGUAAUGGCUCAAUGUUACUUGGAACUGAUUCCAAUGUGGAGAACAGUACGCUUCAAGUGAAGCAGGAUGUUGAUAUUUGGUCCAUCGGCUGCGUUAUCAGUGAAGUCGUGACCUGGGGAAGCCAAGGUUGGGACAAAGUCGUCGACUAUCGACGUCGACGCAGUGAAGAGCUAUUUCGACUUUCCGGCCGGCGUGAAGAUUGUUUCCACAAUGACGGGGCAGGGCUUUUACAGACAGUCCGCGAUGUACAUGAUGAAGAUGUAGCACGGUGCCCUCUACAUGACGAGCUGACUGAACCGAUCAUCGAUCGCCUUGUCAAUGAAAUGCUAAUUAGCACGGACGAACAUCGGCCAAACGCGAAGCAGCUCUACAAGAAGUCAAAACGAACAAUCAAGCGGGUCUACGGCAUCUCUGAUGACGUGACACCUAGACCAUCCCCCUACCUUUCCCCUCAAUCUCCACCGCCAAGAAGGCCUCCACCCGGCUACGGUAGGAAAUCUAGCGGAUCAAAACAUCACUUGCAGCCAGAAGGUUCCAGUCAGAUGAGAGAUAGCAUGACCUCUUUAGAUAUCACGGGCGAGAUGUCGCGGGAUCGAAGAAGCUCUUUCCACAAUGUCCAAUCCAACCUGAAUAAUUAUUAUCGGCGAGAAUAUUCCGAGUCAGAACAACAGUCUCCAUCUAGUCCGGAUGGCGGUACUUAUUUUGUCCAACAGCCAGUCUAUACUGUUCCAAAUGAAUACCGCCAAGCGCAAGUAGCUCGUCCUUCAUGGAGGGCAGACACUCGGGACACUUUUUCGACUGAUUAUUCGUCAAGUUUAAGUGGUCGCACCCUGUCCGCUACCAGCGAAACCACCACCUAUAUAGCCCAGAGAGCUGAGGAUUGGACGCCGCCUCCAGAGCUUACUGUCGAGGACGGACUGCAUACGGUUAGAGACAACAUUUCUUGUCCAGAUGACGAUUUGAUGGAACAAGUGAGAGGGCGCGACCACGCAUUUAUCAUCGAUAAUUCAACAUCCUCGAGGAUCUUUAAGGUGCAAAUGGCCAGAGUCUUGGAAGUGCUCGCGAAGAAGCUUGAGAAUGCUGGUUGCGAACGCCUUGAUCUUUAUUCCUUAGCGCCAUAUAAGAAGCUGAAGCGUCUGAAUGCGACCACCAUAUUAAGCCAUUUUAAUUCUAUGGAUGUUCGGGACAUGCCCGAUAUAAGGAGUGGUCUGGCUACAAUUUUCGAUGACUACCAGAAAAAACUUGGAGUGAUUAGACCGGUGGGAUUUGUCAAGCAUCCUAGAACCCAACCCAUUGUGGGUUGUCGCAAACUCAGUCUCUACAUUUUGACUGAUGGAAAUUGGCGGCCUGGUGUCAAUCUUCUACGAGAGAUCGGGACAUUGGCUGAUCACCUCGCUGAAAAAAAGCUUACCAACACACAAGUUGGUAUCCAAUUCAUUCGUUUUGGCCAGAGUGCACAAGCUAUUGAGAAAAUGAAGAGACUCGAUUCAGGGGCAGACUUCAAACUUAAUCUCGUCGACGCAACCCCGGCGAACGGUAAUGUUUGGAAAAUGCUCCUUGGUUCCAUCGACUCUUGGUUUGACGCCGCUGACGGUUUCGAUAAUUCUGAUUCUGCUUUCAAACCCGAAAAAUAUGUUCAAAACGUCGAAACAUUUUCGAGCAGAUAUCUUAUAACAUGGCAACUUCAAGAAUAUUACCAACAAGAUUGCAAAGGGUAUGGAACGCUGAACGACGUCUUGAUUUUGUUUGGUGACGAGAUGAAUGCUCGAUGUUUAACGUGCGAGGAAUACUGCAAGUAUAAAAUCCCAGAAUUUUCUGAUAUCUCGAAGGGUAUACUGGAGAUCAUCAAUUUCGCUGCUACUAUUACUGGCUCGGGGGAACAUCGCACGACAUUCCACCCAUUCCCUGGAACAUGGAUUGAGUUCUUGGUGAAGGUUUUCGACAAGAAAUCCACAGAGGAGUCUAUGAAAGACCUUGACUCUCUUUCCAAUACGACAGUCCAUUUAUCCAUAACUACAAAUUUGUCUUCGCUACUGGACACGGGAAUCGACAGUCUAUUGGUCUCAUUGGCAGCAGCACUCAGACCUAUAACAGACCAUGGGCUAGCAAUAUCCAAGGCUCAAAUGCAACGAGUUAGUGACGCGAUCAAGAUUUCUUUGCUGCCCCUGCAUAUUGUGACACGAAAGGCGUGCUGGCAUCCCCUCUUCCCCCAGAAAGCCAUCUUCAGAGAAACUUUGGCAAGAGAGAAAGACUUUGUGGGACUUCAGAUAUCGUUCAAUUUGAUGAUUGCGCUCUGUGGCACCGACAUCGCUAUGCUUGAGCAAGGAGGAUUAUGUCUAGAAGGCGUAUAUACUUCUCUCAUCCCAAUAAAAACCAAGGAGCGUCGCCACAUGCAAUGGCAUCUAAUUUGCGUAGAUCAAGACAAGAGAGAGUCUGUCGAUUUCAGGCGCGAGCUCUGGAGCGUACAGAUGCCGAAAAACUGGUACAAGACAGAUGACCUGGAGAAUCUUCAAGGGGGACCAAAUACAAUGCAUUACAUUGGCUGGUGCGGAACUUGUGCAAUAACUGUUGGUACGCUCAUACAAAAUGGUUUUAGGGUCGAAGAGUCUACAGCACCUUUAAGGAAGGUCGAGAGGAUCCAUUCUAGUACUGCAUUUACCGCGAAUGCUUUGAUCCACGGUGUAGGCAUCAGUCUAAGCAGAAUUACAACACAAGCCUCCUCAGCCCGUAGCCCCUUUGAGAAUCGGGAACGAUCAUUCACCCACUGGCUUACCGGAUCAAUGUCAGAGCAAGUCCUGCUCUAUGCACCGUCAAAGCAGCAGGCAUGGAUGGUCUCAAAAACGUCGAUCCUCUUACAGUUAGUUCGCGAACAUAUCAAAUGCGUUAGCGAAGCCGAUCGCACUCUGCGUUUCAAUCUCCCAGAUUGCGCCGAUGAAUCUGCGACACCCCUGAAUGCUUACAGCCUUCUUAAAGAACAUUUAGGCACUGAGUUGCCCGUGCUUGGUGCGCAGCGCCCGUUCACGAUAGAGAAUUUGCUGCUUGUAUUUCUGCACUUAUUAGACAAGCUCAGCCGUAGACGUACGGCUGCAUCUUGGAGUCAGAAGUUUUGUGGGUUUGAAUUGGCUGAUGUGAUUCAUCAGCCACGGGACUUUCAAUUAAAGAAGGCUGACAUUUCACACAUUCCUAUCGGCAGCAGAGGUGGUUGGACCAAAUUGAUAGACAAGAUUACCCUUGUAUUCUUUUUUGAGGGGUUAGAAGAUCCUAUUUUACCCUCCCCGCGACCUGGUGAGUUACGAGAAGGAACGAUUUGCUGUUGUAGUCGCAUGCCUAUGAAGAAAAACUUCCUGGCUGCAACACUGUCUAGUUUACGCACUCUCACUAAGGAUUUCGAGCAUUUGGAAACUGGCAGGCUGACGGAGACAACUUUUUGGCACUCUCCUAAUCCGACGCAUUUGUUUCGAAACUGCGAGUGCGAUGACAAUACCCGAAACGAAGGACGUCUGCAAGCCAUCUGGCCCGGGAAAACUGCACAACGCCCAGAAAUUGGUGAGAUUGAGCAACACCCUAAUGGCGCUGUCAUCUUUGCGUCCGGCCUUGGUAUUUUUGACAGAAUUGCGCAAUAG
Molecule: messenger RNA, 4551 nt
Organism: Bacidia gigantensis
Lineage: Eukaryota; Fungi; Ascomycota; Lecanoromycetes; Lecanorales; Ramalinaceae
Exons: 5
Coding region: 1-4551 (1516 amino acids)
Biological process (GO): protein phosphorylation
Cellular component (GO): cytoplasm
Molecular function (GO): protein serine/threonine kinase activity; ATP binding
Source: RefSeq, a predicted model, not a curated record